AUGCCGCGCUCCUUUCUGGUGGACUCGCUAGUACUGCGCGAGGCGGCUGAGAAGAAGGCGCCCGAGGGCAGCCCGCCGCCGCUCUUUCCCUAUGCGACCUCCUAUCCGCUGCCCGACCCCCGGCAGUUCCACUGCAUCUCCGUGGACAGCAGCUCAAACCAGCUGCCCAGCAGCAAGAGGAUGCGCACCGCCUUCACCAGCACGCAGCUGCUGGAGCUGGAGCGCGAGUUCGCCUCUAACAUGUACCUGUCCCGCCUGCGCCGCAUCGAGAUCGCGACCUACCUGAAUCUGUCUGAGAAGCAGGUGAAGAUCUGGUUUCAGAAUCGCCGGGUGAAGCACAAGAAGGAGGGCAAAGGCAGCAACCACCGCGGCGGUGGCGGGAACGCGGGUGCCGGCGGGGGCGCACCGCAAGGCUGCAAGUGCGCGUCACUGUCCUCAGCCAAGUGCUCGGAGGAUGACGAAGAAUUGCCCAUGUCUCCGUCUUCUUCGGGGAAAGACGACCGGGAUCUCACGGUCACUCCCUAG
This is a messenger RNA of Myotis brandtii (Brandt's bat), 525 nucleotides long. It is a transcript of the gene GSX1, whose product is annotated as GS homeobox 1. The transcript is spliced from 3 exons. The record is from RefSeq and is a predicted model, not a curated record. Gene Ontology annotation, biological process: regulation of DNA-templated transcription. Gene Ontology annotation, molecular function: sequence-specific double-stranded DNA binding; DNA-binding transcription factor activity, RNA polymerase II-specific. Lineage: Eukaryota; Metazoa; Chordata; Mammalia; Chiroptera; Vespertilionidae. Gene Ontology annotation, cellular component: nucleus. The coding region runs from base 1 to 525 and encodes 174 amino acids.